AUUCAAAAUGUGGAGCAAGAAAGGGGCUGUCAUGGCGGUUAUCUCAAUCUUCAUUUUCUUCUUCUUCUUCUCUAUGAGUGCCCAAACAGAGAUUGCGCCAGAAAGUGACGCAUUAACUGCCUCAACACUCAGAUAUAAUUAUUAUGUGGAUAAAUGUGAAAGGGAUGUGGAGGAAAUAGUAUGGUCUACCAUGCACAGAAUAGUGCUAAUGCAACACAAUGCACCCGCCCAACUCUUGCGUCUUCUCUUCCAUGAUUGUUUCGUCGGGGGCUGCGAUGCAUCUGUUCUGCUUGCUGACAGUAGUAAGAAUGGAUCUGUUGAACGUGAGGCGAUCCCAAAUCGGACACUGAAAGGGUUCAAUUUCAUCGACAUGAUAAAGGAUGAAAUUGAGGAGGCAUGCUCUGGGGUCGUCUCUUGUUCUGAUAUACUUGUCCUUGCAACAAGAGAUGGCAUCAUUCUGGCUGGUGGACCAUAUUAUCCUGUGUUAACGGGCAGAAGGGACAGUACAGAGUCAUUCUUUGAUGAGGCCAUGGCUGAAAUUCCACGGCCAAAUGGGAAUAUCAGUGAAACUCUUAGGCUAUUUUCCUUAAGAGGAUUUGACGAGAGGGAAACUGUGGCUCUUCUUGGUAAUCUUUCUGUUCUCAUUACUUUAGUCUUCAGAUGUUGCAUCUUCUUGUAAUACAUUUUCUUGAUCUUUUCU
This is a messenger RNA of Nicotiana attenuata, 700 nucleotides long. Its product is annotated as putative Peroxidase 48. Gene Ontology annotation, cellular component: plasmodesma; plant-type cell wall. The record is from RefSeq and is a predicted model, not a curated record. The transcript is spliced from 3 exons. Bases 8 to 679 code for a protein of 223 amino acids. Gene Ontology annotation, molecular function: peroxidase activity; heme binding. Gene Ontology annotation, biological process: response to oxidative stress. Lineage: Eukaryota; Viridiplantae; Streptophyta; Magnoliopsida; Solanales; Solanaceae.